Molecule: messenger RNA, 1100 nt
Organism: Scatophagus argus
Lineage: Eukaryota; Metazoa; Chordata; Actinopteri; Scatophagidae
Exons: 4
Coding region: 225-881 (218 amino acids)
Source: RefSeq, a predicted model, not a curated record
UGACAACGCCCUCCACCUCCACCCCCUCCGUACGUUGACGUGAUGGGACAACAAUGCAGACUGCUAAUUAAUUCCAGUGCUUCGCUCAUCCUCUCACAGAAGGUACAGCAGUCGACUGCCGUCCAGCUCACUGACAGUUACUGCAUCAUCAAAGAGACGUCCACCGCAAAGACGCCACCCACAGAAAAUGUUCAGCACCAGUUCAGACAAGCCAGCCUCUGGCUAUGACCUGGGCCCUGACCCACAGAACCAGGCCGGUCACGGGGGUCGCGACAGGGACCAUGCACCCGGAAGAGAAAGUCGCUCUGGAGGAGACCAUCAUCAGGGAGGAGAUUCUCACCAUGAGGAUGACGGCCAUGGAGGGGGCCGCGGCAGGGAUGAUCAGGAGGACAGCCACAGGAGACGCAGCCCUGACCGGGACCGUCCUCGGGACAAUCAGGAGGACAGCCACAGGAGACGCAGCCCUGACCGGGACCGUCCUCGGGACAAUCAGGAGGACAGCCACAGGAGACGCAGCCCUGACCGGGACCGUCCUCGUGAUUAUCAGGAGGACAGCCACAGGAGACGCAGCCCUGACCGUGAUCAGGACCGCCACAGGGAUGGACACAGCCCCAGUCGCCAUGGAGAUCGUGAACAUGAUCGUGACCACAGCCCUCGUCGUCGUGGUGGAAGCCCUGGUCGAGAGUACAGCGGUGGGAGCGGCGGGAGCAGUGGGAGUGGCAGCGAAGAAGAUGACGGGCACGGCGGCCGUCGUAAAAAGCAUGGCCACAGGCACAAGCACGGCCAUGGCCAUGGACACGGUCGUGGACGUGGACGUGGACACGGACGAGGAAACUGGUAGAGCGGCAAACACAGGCAGGAGUCACGCUGGCGUCCUCUGACACGUUGCUGUGAGCUCAUGCUGCACCCGUCGUUGGCAUGUUGGAGCAGCUUCGGUUUGUAAAGGAAACUGGCAUCCGUCACAGUAGCUACAGUAGCUAACACGCUGCGCUCUGUUAGCAUGUGUGCACAAAGGUACACGCGUGCAGUGAAAGUGGUUUAACGCUGUAUUCCUGUGUUUAAAUACUGCAAUAAAAUAUUCAGAAAACAUGAACUGAAAA